UCAUAAUCAAAUCAAUAAAUUAUUAAAUUUUAUGCAUUUAAAUUCCGCUUUAAAAUUUACCAAAUUAUAUAGCAUGCAAAGAAGAAGCAGCAUUAACGGCAAUAAAAUAGUGAAACUCCUCUGCAACACAGUCAAUGCGUCUAUUCCCAUUGCAUUUACAUCGCACACUCCUGUUUGCCCAUAGGAGAGAGCGAGAUAAACAUAUACGUUUCAAGAGAGGUUAUGCUAAACGGGCAUGAACUGUGAAUUUUAUUUGCUGUAGCCGAGAAAAACGCGAAUAUACCAUAGCGCACAUAUUUUCUUUUAAUUUUUCGUUUAUUUUUACUCGAGAACGGUUAAGAAAUUGUAAAAUAUUUGCCUUUUUAACUAGUGCAAAACUUGGCUUAAGUAUUUACCCAGCAAAUUGAGAGAAGGUACAUAAAAUUGCCUAUAAUAUAACGAAAAAUAAAGUGGAGUAAGAGGAAGCAUCGGGCACCGCCAUUCGCGGAAGCACCACUGAAGGCAGAAAAAACAAACAUUUGGAGUUUUAAUAAAUUCUCAUCAGUAAAAUUAAGGAAAUAUGAAAUGGGUAUACGCCCAGCUAACGCUUCAAUCAAGCAAAAGCCAAGUUUAAAGAAAUUAAUAAACAAGUAAAAUCCAAACAAGUAGACAAAAAUAUAUAGAGAACACAAAUUGUGCAAGUGAAUGUCGCUUCUAAAUUAAAACAAGAACAUAAAAAGUAAACAAACAGCGCUUGCCGGUGAUUGGCGCCAAAACGCCACCCACAACUAACUUAAAACGCGACUACAAUACGUUGUGAACAAAUAUACGAUUUUUUUUUUUAAUUUCCAAAAAAGUCAGGCGUGCAUACGUUACUUUUAGUUGGGUAAAUUUUUGUGCAGCUAAAAAAGAAGUACUUGAUUAACAUAAACCGUGAAGAAUAUAAACGAACAAAAUAAAAAAAGAAGUAAACGCGUAGCAGAUUUUUGAAACAUACAGUCGGUUUAAAGCAACGUGGCUGAAACAGCAGCAACAGCAAAGCCUACAACAGCUGAUCGCCCGAAUCUUUACUUUCAGGCAAUGCCUUCUGCCAUAAGCGGUACUGGACACGGCUCAGGCGCCGUUAGCCAUAAUGUGAAUAUACCAAGUAAUGAAGAGUGCGGCAUACGCGAUGUUUGGAAGCAUAAUUUGGAGGAGGAAUUCCGCACCAUACGCAAAGUCGUACAAAAAUAUCAUUAUGUGGCAAUGGAUACGGAAUUUCCCGGUGUUGUAGCGCGUCCCGUUGGCGAAUUUCGUUCCACAGCCGAUUAUCACUAUCAGCUGUUGCGUUGUAAUGUCGAUUUGCUGCGCAUCAUACAACUUGGACUGACAUUCAUGGAUGAUGAGGGCAAAACACCGCCCGGUUACUCAACGUGGCAGUUUAAUUUUAAAUUUAAUUUAAGUGAGGAUAUGUAUGCGCAAGACUCUAUAGAUCUGCUACAAAACUCCGGCAUACAAUUCAAAAAGCACGAAGAGGACGGCAUUGAUCCGCUCGAUUUUGCCGAAUUACUUAUGUCCUCCGGCAUUGUGCUGGUGGAUAACAUCAAAUGGCUGUGCUUUCACUCCGGCUACGAUUUUGGUUAUCUACUCAAAUUGUUAACCGAUCAACAUCUGCCCGCUGAUGAGAGUGAAUUUUUCGAAUUGUUACGCAUCUAUUUUCCCAACAUCUACGAUAUAAAAUAUCUGAUGAAAUCGUGUAAGAAUUUAAAAGGUGGCCUACAAGAGGUGGCCGAUCAAUUGGAGUUGCGUCGUGUUGGGCCACAACAUCAGGCCGGUUCUGAUGCGCUGCUAACCGGAAUGGCAUUCUUCAAAAUGCGUGAGAUGUUCUUCGAGGACAAUAUCGACAAUGCCAAGUAUUGUGGCCAUCUCUAUGGAUUGGGUACAUCCUUCAUUGUAAACGGCACGAAUUUCCACGAAAGCAACGGCGACAACAGCAAUGCAACGUGAUUCGUUUUUAUUGAACGCACGGCGAAUACGGCGAAUAACUAAUUGUGAGAGAUGAAGACGUCGCGCAGUUUCGAAUCGGUGAUACCUUUUUGUAUUGGUGGGAAAAAACACACAUUUUUCAAAAUAACAACAACAACAGCAACAAAAACAAAUUGACUGUUUAGAAAAGUAGAGACGUUGCAGCAAGCAAAUGGGUUUAAAUUUAAGCAAAAACAAAAACAAAAAAACGCAUAAGAACAAUUUGUAAACAAGGAGGGCGCACCAACAAACAAACAAACACAUGCAGUUAAAAUAAUUAUUAUUUCUCAAACCAAAAACAA
Molecule: messenger RNA, 2285 nt
Organism: Zeugodacus cucurbitae (melon fly)
Lineage: Eukaryota; Metazoa; Arthropoda; Insecta; Diptera; Tephritidae
Gene: Pop2
Product: CCR4-NOT transcription complex subunit 7
Exons: 5
Coding region: 1060-1965 (301 amino acids)
Cellular component (GO): P-body; CCR4-NOT core complex; CCR4-NOT complex
Molecular function (GO): poly(A)-specific ribonuclease activity; nucleic acid binding
Source: RefSeq, a predicted model, not a curated record